GUCUCUUGACAGAAGGAAAACAUGGCGACAUACGAACAAGAAGACACUGUUCGGGUUCGAACCCUCGUAAGCAGUUUAACAAUGGAUGUUCUUGAAAAACUUGGAAUGAAGCUCAAUCCAAGACAUCCUAUGAAAGAUUUCAGGUAUUUGGCAGGCAAAAUGAACUAUAACUACGAAAUGGUAAGAAAUUUCGCGCUACAGAGAAAUCCCACAGUUGCUCUACUGCAUGACUGGUUCAUGUCCCAUACGAAGAACGGUGAAGCCAAAACUGUGAGUCACUUGAUUGAGCUGCUUAAAAAUAUGAAACGAGACGAUGUUGUUGAAAUUCUUCAACCCUUGGAAUUUACAGGUAAAUGUCUCGGUUGUCUUGAGUUUGUUUAGAUGUUGUAAAUUCUUUGUAAUUGAAUAUGCCUAACGUUAGCUGUUUAAUAUUUAUUGUGAUUUGUGCGUGAUCUCUUGAAAACUACAGUAGAACUUUCUGUCGUGGCAUAUUUUUCAUUUUCUCUAGUUGCUUUGUCAUUAAUCUUUUGGUUAACUAUUUCAGAUUUGAAAAAUGUGUGGUUAGUUGUCAGUCUCGGCGGAAACCAAUGCGUGCAAAUGCAAACAAAACGAAUUACUAGGAAAUUGUUUUCUUGCGUGUAUCAAGCGGUGGAAUGUGUAGUCUAAAGGGGAUAUUGAUCACCGAUAGGCCUAAUAUUUUGCACGCUUUCACAAAUAUUUGGAACAAAUUUAUAAAAGUACGCUUAACACUUAGACUUAUUCGUUUUAAUUAAUGACAGAGUGUAAACUAGUGCGUGGGGCACUAAAACACCGAAUCCGGAAUUAUGGAAACGGACACGGAAACGGAAACGGAAUACGGAAUCUAUGAAAGAAGGUUCCAAGGGAUCGAUUUUGAAAAAAAGUAUAUUAGCAAUGACAAUAAAAAUGAAUGAAUAAAUUUAAUACCCGGGAAGACUGCGGUAUGACUAGAGGAGUCAAUUUUGGUGAAAAGACUUGUCAUACCCCUUCCGGCAGUGAACCAUAGCAUUGUGGAGUCCAAAGAGAAGAGAGAAUUGUGCAUGCAUUUGCUUGAUUCCGCAACUGAUUACACAAAAAAUAAUGCACCAUGUUUAAAAAGCCUCUUCAAUGUAAAAUAUGCACACCGUUUCCAUGAUUCCAUUUCCGGAUUCCGGAUUCCGUGCUUUAGUGCUGUCGAAACUAGUACAGUGUAACAUGACUAUAAAAAAUCAUGUCACUUCCAAAACAUAGGCACGUUAAACGUGCAUGAGCUAUUUUGAAUGCUUCAGUGUAACUUUACUGCUUCAGUGUAACCUUACCAAGAGUGAUGAAUCUACCUUUUUCGUCCUAAAUGUAGACUGGCUUUUUGUGCGAAAUUGAGUAUUGCCGUACAUAAACGAAAACGCGAAACGCUCAGCUGCGUCGAUCCACAUGCUAUAUGUUCACUUUCCUCUGUCUUUCCCUGUUACAUUUGAUGCAAGUUAAACAAAUUGCUAAAGUAAAAUAUAUGUCUACUCACCAAACGUUGAUUGGAAGGACAACUCUAAGGUUUCCUCGGAGUGUCUUAAGCUAAAAUGUGACUCAUUGAAUUCGAGUAGUUAUGAAAUACCAGGAAUUUUAUCAUUGUGGUAUAUGGUUGCAUCAUCACAAUUCACGAGGUUUUCACGUGCGAUUCUACCCAGUGAAACAGUGUUUAACUCCGACAACUUAUUUCUGCACGUUUUAAAAGCUAUUGCUUCUUAAAAGACAAGAGCCUUUUUUAAGGCAUUGGUUACAAAACGAAACAGGUCUUCAUACAUACGUUCUAGUUACUAUUAUUAUUGUGAAAAGCCAAUCUGCAUGAGAUGUACAGUCACACAACUGGCAAGUGAAAGUGUUGGACUUUGCCCCUUUCGUACAUGAGGGAAUUCGAGUUAUCACACAGUAAUCGAGUAAACAGAAUUAUAAAAAUAACUCAUGCACACAAUUUGCACGUGAAGAUGUUGGUCUUUGGCCCUUUUACAAUUCGUACUUUAAAAAAACACAAAUUGUUUACUACAAAAUUUUCUCAAAUGAUUUUAAGAAAUCACCUCGGCUUUACAACAUCUGCAAUUAAAUUAUGCUUCAUGUAACGUCAAGAUUGAUAGCCUAACAUUUAUUAACUUCCAAGAAAAUUAGCAAACUGCCGAAAUAUAUUUCUGCUCAUAUCAUGUUACUCCACUCAAUAAAGCAGUAUCUAAUUAUUGUGUCAACUAGCUUCUUCCAAUUUUAUUUAUGCAUCUUUACUAAAUAAAAUAAGUUUCAAUAACUAUAAUGCUUAGUAUACAGGAAGGAUGUAUAUUUCUACAGCUUGUUUACAGGAUUAACAAUACUCGGUACAGCUUUAAAAAAGUAAGCUGCCUUUCAAACUUCUAAAACCACAUUUUAUAGGCCGCAUACUUUCGAGUUAAAGUCCAUAUCUAAAUAUCAAUUAUUGCUUCACUGGAAGAGCUUUGAAAAUAUAUGAUCUUUUAUACUCAAAUUCGGUCAGAAAUGUCUUGAAGUAGCAUCCACACUAAAAUAUGAACCCUUAAACAGCUGCAUCACUGUACACAGCGUUUGAAUCAUGAAGAUAUUUAAUGUAAUGUUUCCAAACACCUGUAGCCAUGAUAAAGGACAAAAAAAUUGUGAAGAAUCAAGAUGGCAGUCUUAAAGUGCCCUUGUUCGACCUUUGGCAAUAUCAUUUUUAAGUAGAUACCAAGAUCUCAUUGGUUCCUAAACAUCAACUCAUAGUACCUUCAACCUUAUGGGCUCUUGCAACAAACAUCCGAACAUACAAAGUUAUAAAGAUACAAAGCCACAAAGAUACAUACGCUCACACCACUGACAUAUGAGCUAUGUUUUCAAAAUAGCUCAAAAAAUGAAAGGGGGGAAACAACUUGUUGUUCUGUUUGAGUUUGUUACUCGCAUGUGAUCAUGUCCUCUCUAUAUAUAUACCCCUAUAUUUGGACUGAAAGACACGCAGUAAGCGCGAAUGCAAAUUAUAAGGGGUGUAUAACUGUGCAUAAGUACUUAGAGGGUUUGCCAGACAAGCAAGUUUUCACAAUACUCACAAUACUUUGAUUGGAAAUGAUUUAUCAGACACAAAAUCUCUUUGGGGGAAUAAAAGAUUCAGUCCAAAAACAAGCAAGUUUCCAUAAGGGAGUGAGUGAAUCAAUCUAGCUUAUCAGCGGAACCAUGGACAAUAAUUAAAGAAAUUCACCGACAAUUAAAUUUCUUUUCAGAGAUACCCCUCUUUAAAGCUUGUAUGAAACAAAGUAAUUGUCUUAAAUGCCUUUUUAGUUUAAACUAAGGCUAAUAAAAUGAACUGUAUGUAAAAGGUGCAAGUAGAGAAAUACGGAAAAAGUUACCUCUUCUUACUUUUUUUUCUUGUAGUUAUAAACAUUGUCUCGAAACGAAGGGUGUAUUUUUACAGAUGGCGUUGAUGAUCUGAAGGGAUGUAACCAAAAACGUCUUUUCCAUGCAAUUUGAAAUCUUAGGACUUGAUAUAUUUUGCUUUAGACUACCUUUUUGAGCAAAGAAUCUUUUUGGACAAUUCAGAGUUCUUAUUGGUUGGUCUGAAAUUAAUUGAUCCUUAAGUUCCAGUAAUUAACUUAAUAUUAUUCCCAAUCUUAAUUUAAUUCUUUUCAAUGCAACUGCUUAAAAUUUUGUUGUCUAUCACAGAAAUUCCUCAGAAUCGUCCUGUGAACAACCUAAGCAACCCACAUGUGCCUUAUGACCUGUCUACUGCAUUUUAUGGUCCACCUGGACAAAGAAAUAUAUUUGGAGACUAUUCCAAAGGAGGUUCGUUUCCAUUUAAACAAGACAUUUGUCUAAUAUUUGUCAUAGCUGACUACCAAGUGCUUGCCAAUUAGGAGAGUGGCACCUUGUGUCAGUUAUCAAUUACUGGAUGAGGCUGAGUAUGAUUUUCAAUAGGACAAUUGCACGAUGACAAUAUUUAAUUGACUACAACUACCAGAAUUCAUUUCGGUUUUGCUUUGUUCUUUAAAUUUGUCAAUCCCGCUGAGGAUUAAAGAACAAUAGCCUUAAUUUGCCCAAGAAAACAACAAACCCAAGGAUUCUAGUAGUAAUUGUAGUAAAAUGUCAUCAUCCUGCAAUUGUCGUAUUGUCACCACCAGGGCUGAUAGCAGCCUCUGAGUGAGAUAUAUAGUAGAAUGGUUCUAUAUCUGAUAUUAUUAUUUUUUUUUAUUUCAAUAUUUAUCCAGGGGCAUCCAAUUUAGCAGAGCUAUUUUAAAUGGAGCCCUGACAAAACACAAAAACAAGGACAUUAAAACAUUAAAAUUAGACAAUUAAUUAAGUUAAGACAACAUGUAACGCAGGUGUUAUUGUUUAAAGUGGCGCUUUAGCUUGAUUUUGAAUUCACUGAGGGUCUCUACUUGUCUAAUGAUUCUUGGUAGGGUUCUCAGGUGAAGAGUGUGAUGUAAAAGGAGAAAGAAAGAGGCUCCACAUCUGGAUAAAAAAAAAGUCAUAGGCUACCAAAUGUUAGCGGGAGAAAUCUGCGUAGUAAACAGAGAAUUCUCCAAUCUCCAAUGCCCAAUGAACACCUUGUAACUGACUAGAAUACGCCUAGGCUUUUUGUGGUAUUGGAACCAGGUUAAGCUUCAUUUACCUGUGACUCAGACCUGCUUAAGUUUAAUUUAUUUGCAUCUAAUACAAAGCAUAUGUUUAAGUAAUACAGUAAGUUGCUGUUAAUCAUUGCCUUUGAUUCUUUAUCUAUGAAAGUAUUAAUUGCCUAAUCCAUUGCUGUUGAUAUGCUUUAGAAUUGGUCCAUCUUACAGUGCUUUAUAAUCCAUCCUCCCCUUCUAAACUUAGUAUGCUUCAAAAUACAGACCACUCAAACUGUUUACAAUAGUAAGAAGGAUAUCUUGAGAGUAGCAGACAGCUUUUAGGUCUAAAUGUUUGUGGUUGUUACUCAAUUUACAAACCUAAAGUAGUAAGUACGUGGCAAAAAUUCCACUGGAAGCAGCAACAUUGCCAGCUCCAGCCCAUUUUGACUGAGCUAAAAUAAUGAAGAGGAUUUCAGUUAUUCCAUCGUUAAUGUUUUUUUGUACCACUCCAUGGUAUUGCUUGAAUGUGAACUGAUUUUUGUAUUUAUUUGAUCAGAUUUAAAAGAAACGCGUCCUCCUCAAGAAAAUGAGUAUCUCCACUGUAACAACUUAUCUGGGAGUAGACUGUACAAUAACUAUGAAGGGGAUGAAAGUAAGUGUGCAGUAACUUAAGUUUGUAAAUGCAAUGUGGAACCUCAUUAAUACAGUCACCAAUGGGUCAGAAAAUUUGCCCAUAUUAACUGGGUGGCGGUAUUACCGGGGCAAGGUCAAAUUUCAUGACUUGAGGGCCGUAAUGACAAAUACACCAUACAUCACAUUCACACUUCUUAAACAACUGUUCUAUUUAUUAAAAAAUAUUAUAUUAUAAGAUCGGCUACUAAACCACCCAAAAUAUGCAUUUUUAGUCUAAAAACAAUACAAAAAGACUGGCUCAGCUAACUACAUGUACGUCAAUCAAAUUGACAUGUCACCGGCAUUUAAUUUUCUAAACUUUGUACAAGUGGCCAUAUUAAUGGGAUGAAAUUAUAAAAGAUUCUACUGAGAUGAUUAUUUUAAAAUGCGGCUGUUGUACAGUUUUUUAUUAGAAAAUGUAUGGCCAUUUUGCUGGGUCAACAAAAGUGGCCAUUAUGACAAGGUGAUCUUAUUACCAAGGUGGCCCUAUGUUGAAAAAUGUACUCACAGACUACAGAGCAUGAGAAAAGCACUAUCCUAUACCCUGUAUUUGUAGUAGACAUGAAAUGCCAUAAGCUGCCAUUAACGAAGAGUAAAAGUAUUGUUAUUGUAAAAAAGUAGUUAUACAUAACUCCUUGGCUCAUUGCUUUUAUUUGCUAAGGGUAUUGGCGAGAGGUUACAUUCAAUACUCAGCAGAAUAUGUUUUAUGAUUUGGGAUCACCACUGGCAGCAGAGCCAAGGCCACAAGGUAUGUACUAUAAAUGUUAUUGACUGCUGCACGGAACUGUAUUUUUGUAGAAGUUUAAUUUUAAUUUUGCAGACUAGUUACCACGUAAGGAGAUUGAAGGGGGAUAAAAGGAUCCUAUGGAGUAAGGUGCCAGGGAUAUGAAGGGGUCAUUUCAAAGGGAAGAGAGGAGUAUAGGAAAGAUGCAGAGAAAUAAAAUGACAGCUAACACUGGAGGAAUGGUUUGCUAAAUAAUUUAUUAUUACUUCAUGAAAGUUUUUCUUGUAAUUUUUUUUUCUUUUGCAGUUCGACAUCCAGCAACUGUUCUCCAAAAUGGUAGGGACAAUAAUUCGUUAGAAGAACAAAUUGUGGCCUUUUUCAAGUUGCCAUGACAAAAUUAAUCAAGGAACUUUAUUUAAAAAAGACAAAGAACUGUCAGUUGGAGGCUCAUUUUCAAGGUGCCUUCUUGAACGAUUUAAACAAGAGAUAAAUAAUAUAUGUACAGAGAAUCAUUAUAACUAUUAAAAGUAUUAAAACUCAACUAUUGACGGUACUUAUCUUUAAUCUUUUCAAAGGUUAAAGGCAAGUACCAUCAAUAGUCUCUUAAGCGACCGCCUUGGGAAUCUAUAAUAGUGGUUGCAUCCAUUUACAAGAAUAGGCUCUGCUGUAGGACUCGGGGAGGUCUGAUAAACUUCUUGUUAGUGGUUACUUACAAAAGCCUUAAGCUGAAAGAUAAUGGUGUGUAAUUACCUACAUACAUUUCAGCUAAAUUAAUAUUAAUAGUUUCUAAUUUAUUAAUCAUAACAUUCAAAGUUAACUAGUGGUCAUGUAAUGUAUUAUGUAUGAUCAAGUGUUGACUGAGUAGUUCCUUACGAGAACUUAAAAGCAAAGGAAAAACAAUGGUCAUUAAGAUUCUAGUCCUUAGAAAAUUGUUGACUUUAUUUGGUCUGUGAAACUGUAAAAUUUAAUUUCACAGGCUCAUCUCAAGGUGAAGUGAGUUACAGUGAGCUACAGACUAUGCAGCGGCCGCCGCCCAAUACUAUCCCACAAAGCCCACCAGGUAUCAAAAUCACAGCUUUGGAAUGAACAUUUUUGCUUCUCUCUUUUGGAAUAUUCAGUAAUAAGUUACUUAUCACCUGUACUGAUGUCUUUUUGUGCAUAACUUGUUUAACUUAUUAUUUCAUGAUAUCUUUGUCCAUAGGAUCUCAUUAUGGUGACGUAAAUGUGGAAUUGCCACCUGUUUACAGGCAGCACAAUUUUAAUCCUCCGGGCCCAUCACGGCUUCCUCCAAGCCCACCACGGCCUGGUAAGUGAAUCCAAAGUUGCAAAUAACAGUUAGAGAGUGUGCAACUAAGAUAUGCUCCAUAUUCAAUGAACUCUUACCUGUGGUCAGGCAUAAUGCAUGACCAAAAUAGAUAAAAUACCAAAGACAAACAUUUUCAAGCUAAAGAUUUAUAGAAGGUGACCAGAGGAGCCUGCCAUCCUAAUCUCCAAGCUGCUAGCUUUCAUUUGGGCUUCAACUAAGAAUGAAUGGAAUUCAGGGGACACAAGAAAUUAAAAAUCACGUUCACAGGUUGCAUGAUGUUUGCAUGUUUUCAAUAAUCAAACAUGACAACAACAACAACAACAACAACAACAACCAACCAACCACGUUAUUUUGCCAACUUAAAACAUUGACAAGAACAGCAUAAAUUAAAAUAGGUCAGGCAAAAAAACUACUCAGAAUAGCAAAGAAGAACUAAACGACCUGAGUAGUUACAACAAUUAAAUUACAUUUUAUAUGGUUGCAACACACAAAAGAUAGGGGAAGAAUGUCAUAAAUUUAGGAGAGAAAAAAAAUGAUAAAAAAUAAAUUAUACGAACAAGAAGUGAUUUUGAAAAGCAUUUCACUAUAAAAAAUUGCGAUAAAACAUUUCUUAAAAUCAUUUUAAGAGAAAGCCAAUUCACGGUUUUAAGAAAGUGCCAGAGCAAAUUUGAUUGUUUAGUAUUUGAAAUGCUCUUCAUCAAGAAACUUAAGCCCAAUUUAAAUAUUCAGACGGACUCCAUACGUGCGAAACUCUAUUUAUAGACCAAAAAUCACUAACUUAUUUUGACUUGAUAAUGACGUUCAGCUAACGUCGAAACGUCGUCGCUUUUUAGCAAUUUUUUAAAUCUUAAAAUGAUUUUAAGAAAUGUUUUAUCGCAAUUUUUUAUAGUGAAAAAAAUAAAUUAAUUAAUAAAAAAUAUUAAUUUAAUUAAGAUAAAAUAGAACAACAUAAAAGGAAAAAGCAAACAAACAAAAACAAAAAAUGGUACCAGAGUAUCAUAAAGUUUACAUUAAUAAGGGUAUAAGUUAUUCAAUACUGUCCAGCAUCCACAGUAAGUUGAUAAAAUAUCUGUUUUCAUUGUUUGCUUGAAUAGAUUCAGAGAACUGCUUUUUAAAUUUUUAUCCAGAUUAUUCCAAACAAAUAUAAGUGAAAAGAAGUUGUCAAAAGCCUUAGGUAGUAGAUUGUGAUGGAAUUGAAACAGAAAACGGCAGUAUGAAUAGUCACAAGAUCCAUGAGCUUGAUUAAACUUAGCUGUGAAGACAGUGGGCUAGAAUGAGGUCUUUAAGAUUAUAGUCCUUAGAAAAUUGGUGACUUUAUUUGGUCUGUGAAACUGUAAAUUUUAUUUCACAGGCUCAUCUCAAGGUGAAAGUAGUUACAGUGAGCUACAGACUAUGCAGCGGCCGCCAAAUACUAUCCCACAAAGCCCACCAGGUAUCAAAAUCACAGCUUUGGAAUGAACAUUUUUUCUUCUCUCUUUUGGAAUAUUCAGUAAUAAGUUACUUAUCACCUGUACUGAUGUUUUUUUGUGUGUAACUUUUUUAACGUAUUAUUUCAUUAUAUCUUUGUCCCUAGGAUCUCAUUAUGGUGACGUGAAUGUAGAAUUGCCACCUGUUUACAGGCAGCACAGUUUUAUUCCUCCGGGCCCAUUGCGGCUUCCUCCAAGCCCACCACGGCCUGGUAAGUGAAUCCAAAGUUGCAAAUAACAGUUAGACAGUGUGCAUCUAAGAUAUGCUCUAUAUUCAAUGAAGUCUCGCCUGAAGUCAGGCAUAAUGACCAAACAGAUAAAAUACCAAAGAUUUAUAUCAUUUAAAGCGAAAGAUUUGUGGAAGGUGACCAGAGGAGCCUGCCAUCCUAAUCUCCAAGUUGCUUAUAUGCAUGCCCACCAUGUAUGUAGUUAGCAUUCAUUUGGGCUUCAACUAAGAAUGAAUGAAAUUCAGGGGACGCAAUCUGAUCAUGCGCAUUUGGACCUUCUAUCAUUUGUAAUCUGAUCACAUGCAUUCAAUAUAUAGCACAGCAUUGGAGCAAGAUCAAUUGACCCCUUGCAAUUCUCUCCCUGCGUGUGGAUCGAAAGUAAAUACAAGAAGGAAUAUACUAUUUGCAUAUCGUCCUGUUACAGAGAAACAUAUUCAUGGGGAUUGUUAGAAGGGCUUUAAAUGCAAUAUCGGACAGGAAAAAUGAAACUUAAUUUCUUUUGUGAGAUUUAAAGAACAGAAAUUACUAUUAAAAUGGAAUUUAAGCGACCAAAACUAACCCUGUGACAUUUUGUAAGGGUAGAAUGACAAUAAUUUUUGGAAUUUCCGGUUAGAUCAGAUUAGCAAGGCAAGCUAGUACUGUCAUAUGCUAUAUCUUUGGUGGCGGAGGGAUGAGGGAAGGGGUAGCCUGUGUACAGACCCCUCCCCCCUCUCCUCAGGAAAAACCUGAGGGAAGGUGGAGGGUCUGUACACAGACAAGGGAAGGGAGUGAGUUGUGGAAAUGUCCCAGUUAAAAAUAAUGACAAUCGCUUCUUGCUUGAACAGAGUUAUUCUCUAUCCCGUUUCACAGCCGCCCAAUGAACCCUCACUAUGGGGGUCUUGUUAGUUCUGACCUGAUCAAUAUAAUAAGUUGACUUUGAUGCCAGCAUAGUACUAUACCCAUGCUUAGACGAUAUAAGUAAAAGGAAGUUGUCAAAAGCGUUAGGUAGUAGAUUGUGAUGGAAUUGAAACACAAAAAGGGGGCAGUAUGAAUAGUCACAAGAUCCAUGAGCUUGAUUAAACUUAGCUGUGAAAACAGAGUGCUAGAAUGAGCAUCACGAUUAGAAUAUGUAAUUAUUUGCACUGCCUUUUUCUGUAAAACUACAACAGCGUUUAGAGUUGUAGCAUAAGUAUCACCCCAGACAAUUAAGGCAUAAGUUAGGAAAGAAACAUGGUUUUCCCAUAUCAAAUAACAGUGACGUUUUGAAUUUUUUCUUCGUAGUCAAUGUAUAUUUGUGUGGUUUUUGUUUCUGCAGUGGUCUCAGACAAGGUUGCUUUGGUCAUUGGAAAUCAAAAUUAUGAAUGUCAAAUGUUGCAAGGACUUGCUUAUCCUGAAAAAGAUGCUUAUGAUGUGGCUUUUGCUCUUCAAAGACUUGAAUUUAAGGUUGGUAGGGAGGGAGUCAUCACAAAAGUAGAUUUCAGAGAUCCUCUUUUUUUUAAUGGACAGAAAGUAAUCUUCAGUAACUAAGAAAUUUAAUUCACUACGAUCCAAAUGAAUACGUGUGGUAUUUUCAUUAUUCUUCACAUGAAAGUAUGUUUGUGGUUUAGAAAGUUCAUGUUAAAUUUCUAUGCCAUACAGCCUGUUGACAUCAACCAUAAGAGCAAACACUGCAAAGCAAAUUUUUACAGGUCCAAAGUAGAAGAGCUAAGAGAGAGUGACCCUAGAUCGUGGUGGAAGAAGACUCAGUGGAGCAAAAUCGUAUUGCUCUAGUCACCUGCUUGCCCAAAUGCAUGUUGAUGAACUUGAGAACGUUUCUACACAGAAAAUAGCUGAUGCGAUUAACAGCACUCUGUUUGAGUCCUUAGAAGAGUAAUGGCUUCUUAAUGACCACGCCCUUGAGAAUUUAUGCCAUUGCCAUUAUUUGAGUUUGCAUGCUGCUGAUGUCAAUAAAAUAUCAAAAAUUUGACCCAGUUUGCUCAUUCACACAGCAAAUUAUCACCUAUGUAUGUUGUUCUCUUUCUUGAUUGAGUCACCACAGGCUGCCCAAGACUCAUGCAAAUGCAUGCUGACCAUUUUUCUGCAGACCCCUUCCAAUCGGACGAAUUCAUACGAUUGUGAAGGAAAGGGUUAAAUGAUUGCUUUAACCCUUUAGGUGCCAAGAGUGUACAACAUCAAUUUUCUCCUAACAGCAUCAGCACAUCAACAAGAGUUACAAAUUUGAUUACCCAAUGGAGAAUGCUUUGAUCUUGAACCAAAUUCUCUCAACUAUUCUCAAGAUCACCCUGGAGAAUUUGGUUUUGGAUCUUGAAGCUUAAAGGGUUUAACUGUAGAAGAACAAAAGGGGGAGACCGAGCAAUGAAAAACGAACACAGAUAGACUGAGGAAGAUGAGAGUGUGCUAGGUUUAGGUUUUUUAAAACUUGAAAUCAUCAGCCAGCUCUUUCUUCAAAAUAAUGCAUGGAAAAUUUUAUGUGCCAAUGAUUUUGCCAAUCAACUUUAGCAUUAAUUUGAAGUCAUAUUUGUUAAAAAUUACGGAAAAUCGUUCAGAAAAAACUUGGCCUAGCUCCCUUGAUGCACAGUGGUGAAUUUUUUUUCGCUUUGAAGGUUGUAUCCCUGGUAAACUUAUCCUUGAGCGAGAUGAGGAUUGCAGUGUUAUCAUUCACUAGGAUGUUAGGUGAGAUUCUUCAUAGUUAACCUUAAACUCAUAAAGUAUUGAUUUUUAGAAUUGUAGCAUGAUAAAGGUCAGCUUGGUGAACUUGCAAUACGGUGGUCCGGGCUGGCAUUCCUCUCCAACCUGUCACUGAAUUUAUUUCGCAGUCACUGCUAAUGUUCAAGUCCAUUCACUUGUUAAGCCUGGUUCUCAUAAUUAUGCCACCGAAGUACCUACAACAUAUCCGCCGGUACUGCUUGCCUUACUACUCUGACAUACGAGGACAUAACACUGCCGGCAACAAGAAACAUCGCAGGUCUUUUCUGCCGGCAUGCUUGCAAAGUCGAGUCAGGCAUGCCCGCGGUAAAGACUGACAUGGCCUCUGUUGCCGGCAACUUCUGUUCUCAUAUCGGAACAGUGUGGCAGGCAGUACCAGCAGCUAUGUCGCAGGAAGCUCGGCGGCGUAUGAGAACCAGGCUUAAUGCUUGUGAAUAGCCAUCUGGUUCUGGUUUGCUUCUUAAUUGCACGCGCAGGUUUUAAGAACUAAAACAUGUCCAGAGAUCAAUUGGAUUCCAAAAAUGAUUCUCCAGUUUUGUUAUUAAGACUAUAUGUAGCCAUUGAAACUAUUUCCCGUUGUCUCUUGAUAUGGAUGGCGAGGAUGGACAUGGAUUCAAACUUGAAAAAGUUGGGCCAACUUUUUCAAGUUUUAAUGGUAUGCCUGCAAAAAUCACCAAAACAUUCUUAUGUUAAGUGCUUCCUGAUGAAAUUUGUUUUAUAUUUCACAAAUCUGUUGCAGCAUUUUAAUUUUUUUGUAUGGGUAAAGGUACUAAGUCAUGACUUUUGCACAGAAUCGACCUUGAGUUAAAUAUCCUCGUGACGUAGCCCCGUAAACUGUUAAUUUAAAGUUGAGUACUUACGGUAUUGCCUGAUUUGCCCCACAAAUGAUUAUUAACUUACAGCUUUCCAUGAUUGCUGAGAUGACCAUAUAGUAAUUGCAGCCCCCUCUCUGGUUGGCAACCUAAAAACAGAGUCUUUGGUGUUACACACUGACUCUUUAUUAAAGUAGGUUUUUUGUUUGUGAACAAGCUGUAGAAGGCAAGUGCAAAUCCUCUGUAAACAAUGCAUUUUUUAAACAUUUUACAUUGACAGUAGAUUUGUUAAUUUAUUGACUUUAGGCAGAGGUGUUUAUGGUGUCCUGUACUAUGCUGGUCAUGGUUUUGAUGAUGGUGGGGAAAGCUUUCUUCUUCCUGUUGAUGCAGAUCUCAAAUAUGAUCGCGAACACAGUCUGCGAGCUCAAGAGAUUCUUCAAACAAUGCAGACGUGCAACACUGAAUUGAACUUGUUGAUCAUCGACUCUUGUCGAAUCAGGUAGGGUGAAAUACUGUCCGUCAGUCUUGCAUUUGUAGGCAGUGUCCCAAAUACAUAGUGCUUCUUGAAAAUGCAACUAUCGUUUUUGGAUUGUUUGUUGAUCAAUAAAAUGUUGUAGCCAUUGCUAAACAAAGGUUGGAUAGAGUAUCAUGCCAUGUUGAAUGUUAAAAUAGGUUACUCACCAUGUAUCUUUGGAGACCUAAUAUCUUUUAGGAACGGGCGAAAGAGCUCCGAGAUGCUACUCUUAACGAACCAGUUCCAUGACUCAUUCAAAUGCUUGUCUCUGAUUAUUUUUUUCCCACUCGGAGGCCAGGAUCUAUCACGCUGCUUUCAUGACCUUCUAAUAUGAAGUUGUUUACCUGCAAACUCGACUGUUCCUGUACCUGUCUGGUUCGUGCAUGACAGCUUACCUCAAGAUGAGUUUUCAGUGAAAAUGGGCCCCAAAAAACCAAAGAAAUUCCAUAAUUUAGCAUGUUAGCAAUCCAAAAAAAAACCAAAAAUGCACCAACCAAAGAAAUCAGACUGUGGACUGGUCGAAGGUAAAUUUGUAAACACCAGAGUACUUCUAGGUUUGUUCAUGUAACUCUGCAAGUUUACUCUAAGUUUCUUUUGAUCCACUUGUGUCACUGAGGAGAAAAAUUUAACAUCAAACUUACAAACACUAAAGGGCAAAGGAAUUUCUCCAGCGCAUGCGUGACAAGUAUGCCAAGCAGGCGUAAACAGCCACUCACACGAUUUCGCAUAAACAAGCCUAGAAGAACUCUGGUGUUUACAAAUUCACCUUUGAUCAGUCCACAGUCUGAUUUCUUCAAUUGUGGCACAAAAAUGUUACCAAUUAUGGGAUUUGUAUGGUUUCUGGGGCCCAUUUUCACUGAAAACUCUUCUCAAAGAAAGCUGCACUACCCAGACGGGUACAGCAGACAGUGGAGCGAGGCCAAGUUCCCUUCUAGUUUCUAAAGUAAGGAAUUCCGUUUGUGUUAACAGAUUGCCCAAUAAUGGUGGGUCUGUGCAAUACUGCAAAAGAGGAGCUAGAGGAAACAACAUUUUUGCUUACUCUUGGUAAGUGUAAGAUCAUCAAAGUUUCCACUGGCAUGCUUUGUGGAUUAUUAUUAUUAGUAGCAGUAGUAGUAGUAAUAGUAGUAGCAGGAGCAGUAGUAGUAGCAGUAGCAGUAGCAGUAGUAGUAGCGGUAGCAGUUGCAGUUGCAGUAGCAGCAGCUUGCAAUAGCAGUUGCAGUUGCAGUUGCAACAGCAGCAGCAGUAGCAGUUGCAGUAGCAAUAGCAGUAGCAGUUGCAGUUGUAGUUGCAGCAGCAGCAGCAGUAGUAGUAGCAGUUGCAGUUGCAAUAGCAGCAGCAGUUGCAGUAGUAGUAGCAGUUGCAGUUGCAAUAGCAGCAGCAGCAGUUGCAGUAGCAAUAGCAGCAGCAACAGUAGCAGUAGCAGUAGCAGUAGCAGUAGUAGUAGUAGUAGUCAAUUUAGAAUUGUCGGACGUUGACUUAGAUAUUGAAAAAGGACACGCAAAUAUUCAUUAAUAAGGCAUUGAGAAUGCUAUGUAAUUUCCUUUUUUAGUAAUUUUCUUAGUAAGAAGGCGUUUAACCUUGUAAAUAGUUUUUUGAAUCGAAAUGGAUUGUUUUAAUUGAAAUGAAAUGUUUGUAAUUCGAAUAAUUUUUUUAAUUAAAUGAAUUUUUUUCUAAUCAAAUUUAAGUGUUUUUUAAUCGAAAGGAAUUGUAAAUAGUGUUUUGACGGAAUAGUGUUUUUGAGCGAAUUAAUUGUAAAUAGGAUUUUAAUAGUUACCAUUGUCAUUAUUAUUAUUAUUUAUUUAAAAUAUUAAUUAUUAUUAUUAUUAUUAUUAUUAUUAUUAUUAUUAUCAUCAUUAUUAUUUUAUUAUUUGUAUCUUUGUUGAUGUAUUUUUUUGGUUUAUUUUGGCGGCAGUUGUUCUCAGCAUGAAGCAUAUGAGGCGCCGGGUAAAAGAAAUGGUCUAUAUGCCUUCCAUUUGCUAAACCACAUAAGACGAAACGAGAGGAUAGAGCUCAUUCUUAUGGAUGUGGCACGUGGUAUGUUGAAGGAAGAGUUGCUUAGUUAAACCAUAGUUAGAAGAGGAGACUGGUUAGAAAACCCGGCAAACAUCAAAGUUGAAAACAAUGGUGCUGUAGGUUUUGUUGGGAGCUCCCUUACCGUGCACAAUCCUUUGUUUUCUGUUCACAAAUUAUGAAAAAUGAGUUAACAGUAACUGCGUUCGUUUCGCCCCGCCUUAUCCAACUCCACAGCAAACUGCGCACCGAAACGACGAAUAAAUUCCGGGCGAAACAAUCGGAAUUACAAAGUGAUUUUAGCACGAGGUGAUUGGGUGAAAAUUGCACACAAAAAAAACAGCCACAGUUCCAAAACAUGUAAAUCAUUAAGUGAUUUUAGAAACCGAAUGCGUAAUAAGGAUCUGACAUCUCUUAUUGAUGAUGGAUGCAAAGGAUGUCUUCUGUGUGAUAGUUGAUGUCUCAUCGGAAAUAAUUUUAGCAUUUUUAGCACUCAGCUUUAGUAUUUUAGCUAACAAUUUGUAACAUACUGUAUGGAUUUUUUUUAUCCACUUAAUUAUUGUAUCUAUUAUAUUUUAACUGUAGGUGUCCCCUAGUAGUAGAGGGCCUGCCCCUCGGCUAGUUUUUCUUUCUUGACACAUAAAUAAAGUUUCUAUCUAUCUAUCUUCCUGGUGUUAGGAAUAUUUUGUGGAAUGUGGCUGGUAAUGACGUUCAGUGUGUUAUCAGCCCCAGUUAGUGUAACGAAAAUUUGCAUGGCGAUUGUCGCACUUUUUAACUUGGAACAUUCUGAGACAAAAAAGAUAAGUUAAAUUUUCAUUUUGACGGAAAGGAGACCACCAGGAUUUAGCUUUCUCAAUUGCUUUUUUUGUUUUCGCUAAAAAAAAAAAAAAGAAAUAGUGGAUAGUUUUAGGUAUUAUUGUAGCUGUUCUCAGUUCAUGCAUAUUGCUGUGUAUAUUUUGACAGAUGUUACCAGGGAAAGCACUCGAAGCCUUAUUCAGCGACCCUGCCAUGAAUCUGAUGCAGUAGCUGAUUGCCGCUUAACAGAUCCCAUUAUCCCUACAGUGCGUCCAAUAGAAUUUAAUGAAAGGAUUCAGCUCUGGAACGAAGCUCACUGUGAGUGUACCGUAUUAACUCGAAUAAAUAAGCGGCGCGGCCCGAUAUAAUCAAAAUCAAAAGACGAUAAUUCUGUUAGUUUAAUACGGAAAAUAAUACUCCUGUAUUUGAAACAAUUCUUUGUCUCGUCCAACUUUUAAAUAAGCGCCGCUUAUUCAAGUAGAUACGGUAUUGACUGUUUUCUUUCUGCAGUCAUCAAAUUUCUGCUCGUGCCACAGUUACAAUUUCACUCUCAGAGUAAUUCACAAAGACAUAAGAUGCAGUUCUUUAAUUUGAAUCCUAUGGUGUGCCUAGUCUAACCUCAGCAGUACUUCCACGCGGUAGUGUUUAUUUAUACGGCAUAAACUGGUCCUAGUUUUUUAGUUUCUUGGCAAAAUCAAUCCGUGUGACCAUUACAACGAAACUUCUUUAGGAGUGGGACUAAGAGGACGAAAAUUGGCGCUUUGGUUAUUCAGUACCUUGCAGUUUUAAAAUGUGAAAUUUUAUGUGAAAGUUUGCCUGAACACCUUUGAGACAAACGGCAAAUGAGCAGAGAAGGUCAUUUUUCCUACUGAUCAUUACGCGUGUCGUUUGUUGCCCGUUUUGAAGGUGAAGAGGAGUGUUUUCGUGCUCAUAAAUUGCGUGAGUGCGAACUUUUCUUUUUAAUCGUUUCCGGAAACAGUAGCAAUCGUCUGGCCAUCCCUGCCGUUUACCGUAAGCGUGGUACUUAACUUUGUAGAGUCUUGCCGCCAGCCUGAGAGAGAAUGUGACUUAACUUACUCACAGACAACUUACAGUAAGUUAAGGUGCGUAAAAACGGGCAACAAAAAAACGUGCAACUUGUCUUGCAACAUUGAUGCAGAAUAAGUUGAAUAGCGAUAUCACGCGUUUUACAACCUACAUCAAACCUGUCUUGCAACAAAUCAGGUUGUUAACAGGUUUAUACGUGGGUGGUAAAACGCGCAACAUCGCUAUUUAACUUGUUCUGCAGCACUGGGUGUUGCAAGACAAAUUGCACGUUUUUUGUUGCCCGUUUUUACGCACCUUUACUGUUUGUAAGUUGUUAACUGUUAAGUUGUUAGACAACUGAAUAAAACUUAGCUAGGAUCAUGAGUUACAGAAAGCAUUUUAUUUUUAUUUUACAGUUCUUCCAGGAGAUAUAAGACCUAUAGAGAGAGACGGUAUAACCAUCACUUUUAAUUAUCGACCAGUAUUUUCCAAUGUUCUGGACAUAGCAAUAACGGCUCGCAACUCCAACCCUGUGACACUUCACCAAGUUGUAAUGGGAUUAGAUGUACCUACGGUAAGUUUACAGUCUUUUCUCCAUAUAUUGAAAUGCCAUAUUUACAAUAACUGAGUGAUUUCUCGCGCGCUGAUUGGUCGAUAAGAGCACAGACCAUGGUAAUCACGUGAUGGUGGCGCAACUUGUUUUUCUCUUUCUCUCGUGCGCGAUUAUCCGAGAAACUUCAACAGAAAUGGAGGUCAAAACUGUCAAUGUUAUUGUAAAAAACAAAUUGUCAACAAUUUUCCAUGGUCUAUAGAGUGUCACAUGACAUCACGGCGGCCAUAUUGGUGUCCCAAAACAAUGAAACGGCGGCCAUGUUGGUGUCCCAAACCAAUCAUGUGGGAUUUGAACUCUUUUCGUACGCAAACCCUUUCUCUUGUUCCAAUAAAUUUGCGUAGAUGCUGGCCACGUGAGUGAAAACGUUCUAUACUUCUUAUCAACAAUGGAAAUAACGUCAAAAUGUUCGCCUGCGGCUCGUGGUUACACUUAGCCUGCGAGCAAGCUCUCCUAUUUGGGCGAGCGGAGCGAGUCUCGCGAAAACGCGCGAGCGAGCGGCGAAGCCCCUCGCUCGCGCGUUCUCGCGAGGCUCGCCCAAAUAAGAGAGCUUGCUCGCAGGCUAGGUUACAAUUUGAGUUUUGAACAUUUUGACGUCAUUUUUAUGAUCGAUAAGGGUACAGACCAUAGAAAACUGUUGUCGAUUUGUUGAAUAUGCUGUAAAAGGUAAACGAUGCCCGGCCCACACUAGCGACGCAAGCAUAACACAAGCAUAAGCAAGAGCGUGUCAAGACUUGUUACAAGUCGACCUCUCAGAAGUUUCCAAAAUCGAGUGAAGUGAGCUUCAAUGAAGUCGCGCAGCGAUCGAGCAAGCGACGUCGACUUGUUUCGCCUGAAAUGUGAAUGGACUUGAAUCAUAUUAUAAAUUCACUCGAGAAAAAAUGAUUGACAUAUGCUAUGUCGGGAGUGGCGUCUAAUAUCACUCACUCUUCUAUUGGUCAAUUGUCAUGACGUCACCGGUGGAAUUUUUCACCGGUUAAUUUCGCGCCAAACAGGUGUGAAACUGGCAUAAACUGGCGUUAACAACCAGGAAAAAGUAAAGGACUUUUAGAAAGUCUAUAAUUUCCCCCGAACUAAGGAAAACUGUGUCAUUUCGCUAACGCCCAGCAGCAGUUGUUGCUAGCAGCAAUUGAUUUCGCAUAUUCUGUUUCUUGACAAUAUAUAUUUAACUCUCUUUGAAGCCUGUUAUGACUCACCUUCGAUAUGUGGCUGGUGAAGUCCUUGAUCCCUAUAUGGGGACGAUAACGCAAGUUGUGCAGCUCAACAGACUACAAAAGUUAGAGGUAGUGUUUUUGUUGUUCUCCUUCUUUAACCAUAGCCUGCGUAGUAGGGACCGGUUUUUUGGCAUUCUGCGCUCACUCAUAUAACGUAGAAAACGGAAAACUAAGCCUUUUGCUGUAGGCGCCUCCUCUCCCUUUCGAGCAUUUCCCCUCGCGCGGUCUAUAAAACACGGUCGCCAGCCACGUAGGCUAUUUUAACCAACAAUAAUACCAAUCAGUUUUAUUUUAUUUUAGUUCAAUUCCUUCCUUAGUUUUUCCUGGAGGGAAACAAAACAUUUAGAUAGAAAAACAAAACGAAACAAACCAAAACAUAAGGCGGAACGAAUUAAUGUGAUAGGUUGAAGAUGAUAAAAAAUGAAGUAACUGUUUGGGACACCGCAAUAGCAGAGAGUUAUUUCGAGUUAUUUUGUAUGCUGCUCACCACGUUUGUCAUACAGCUAAAUCACAAAAGGUUGCUUUGGCAAUUGGUCAUUGGUAAUUGGGCAUUGGGCAUAUGGAACAAUGCACUGAUUUGAUUGAGUAAUCACCAAACAAUAGCUUCCUAAUACGCAAUUGCCCAUUUCCUAGUAAGCAGCCUUCAUUGAAUCAGCUAUAUACUGUAUGUAUGGUUCACUACUCUCUGUCCGAGUACCCUGCGAGUAGAGGCUACAUUUUCGCGGUAUGAGAUGGCGUGCGAAAAGUAGCGAGGCUACUUUUGGCACGCCAUCUCAUACCGCGAAAAUGUAGCCUCUGCUCGCAGGGUAGUGUCCGAGUGUCAACACAGAUUACUUUUCAAGACGCUAUUCCGCAGUCAAGUCUUUUCUGUUUAAGUCGGAGAUCGUUUAUACGUUCCCUGUUUAUAUGCAACGUUAUGUUUUGAAAUCCAGUAGGAAGCUCUUAUUCAACCCAUUCUGGCUGGUUUAAGCUUUACUCGUUUCGUUUUGAGAUGGAGACUCUGGUUGUUUACUAUUUACAUGGGAAAACUUGUCGGAUCGGUUCACGGUUUGGGCAAAUGGUAAGCAAAAUUCAGGACUGGUAAAUUUCUUCCCGGAAUCGCGUUUACUAUGUGCACUAAUCAGUUACAUUACCGAAAACGGCUACCACAGGCUGAAACUGGUAUCAAAGAUGGCUUUGAAGAAAUGGAACACGAAAUCAGACUUUCCGAAACGACCCGAAAAGUCGUGUUCCAUUUACUUUUUAUUCAUUUUAUUUUCCAAAAACUUUAGUUAAUGAUAAACAACCACAGAGGACUAUUUUUAAGCUCCACCCCUCUACUUUGUUUUUAGCAUCGCCCACGACGAGGGUAGUGAAAACGUCAAUUUUAAAAUGGAUUCGUGUUUUUUUCAAACUUUGUCGCGUUUAUUCCAAUUUGCUGAAAUUGUCAAAUGUAGGCGAAUUUCCCAGGAGUUGAUUUCUUGGGCACCGCACUGAAGUUUAGAAAGAGAAAGAAAAUUCUCGUCGCUUUUUAAGAUCCUCCAUAAAACGUCAAGUUAGGUAGUGUCACGUCGUAGUGGUGUAGUGACGGCGAAGAAAUGUACCAAAAAAAGCGUGAUACACGUGCAAAGUUGUUGUUUUGCGUAACAAACUUAUUGCUUUUUUGACACUUUCGUUGCUAAAGCUCCCCAGUAAGUAGUUUUCUGACACUUUGUUUUACCACUUAGGAUCCGUUGGUGGCCAAGUUCAAAAUAUACUACGACAACGGUAAUGAGACAAGAGAUUUUGAAGAAACAGUUUGUCUCGGGUGUCCUCUGAUAUCGUCCGUUUUUGCUCGGUGGGAUUGGUGGAUAACAUGCGGUCAGAUACCUCAAGGAAAAUGUACCCAGGUUUAAAUGCAGCAGAGUUAGCAGAGGGCAUUGAUGGCAAUGGCUUGCUUUGAAACCUAGGCAGUUCUGUUAGGAAUGUUGACGGUAUUUUUUAUACAGAGUAUCGUCAACAGAGUCUCUUGGUAUCGUAAAACCAGCACAAGUGAUUUUCUCUUGGCUUUUUGUGGCCAAUCACGACAGAUGCUCACAUUUCAAGGAACCAAUCAGAACUCGAGGAAAGUUCAUCACCAGCACGAAGCUUGCCAAGCGCGGGAAGAAAGACUGCGAGCAAGGCGUGAUUGGUUUGGGUUCGAAGCUUGGUGUUGAGACUUUGUUUAAAACAAUGGCACGAGAUAUUUAUAGUCAUAAACCGAGUCAUGGAAAAUCAAAGAAAUUACCAAACUGUAUUCGUCGCGACUGAAAACUUCUCUGUUCUCUCUGAAAUUGGAACAUGUUAAGUAUGUUUUAGCCCACGCCGUGAUCUUAGACAGACUUUAUACAGAGACACAAUAAAUUCAUAAUGGUUUGGUCCCACGUCAGAAAUGUGGCCUCUUCGGAUCGUCUUCCGACGCACAAGGGUCUAUUUGGGAAAAUUUCGGAAUACCUUGAAUUACUACGGAAUCUUCCUGAUAUUCCAGAAAUUGUUUAGCCCACGCCGUGAUCUUUGACAGACCCCAUACAGAGCACUAAUUCAGAAUUGUUUGGUCCCGCAUCAGAAAUGCAGCCACUUCGGAUCGUCUUCCAAUGCACACUGAGGGUCCAUUUCAAGGAUUUGAGAAAUUUUCGGAAUACCUUGAGAUACUACGGAAUCUUCCACAUACUAAAUCACGGUCCUAAAUUUGAUGAAUGUCAUCAUCAUUGUCCUUGGUCCCCAAAUGGGAAAUUGAGCCGUGUUGAUAAAUGUACUUUAAGUAUAAAUGGUAGUAUUAUUCAUUCAAACUAUUUUGCCGUGUCUGACUCUGCUCCAAUCCUCUGGCUAUUUUUUCACGACCAGCCGUCGCUUUCUAUUUUUGGAGAAUGUAGGC
Molecule: messenger RNA, 21495 nt
Organism: Porites evermanni
Lineage: Eukaryota; Metazoa; Cnidaria; Anthozoa; Scleractinia; Poritidae
Source: the annotation of a GenBank genome assembly